CCCCGGCCCGGCCUCCCUCCACGCGUCCCCCUCCCGCUUCCCGUCCUUCCGCGGCCGCGCGGGGGGCCGGAGGGGCCGGGCCGGGCCCUGGACGGAGCCUCCGCCGGGCGACGCCGCCGCUUCCGCCGCGGGUUCCGGGGCCCCCGGGGGUAAUGCCGGGCGGGGGUCCCCAGCGCGCAGGCAGCCGGGAUUGCUCACCGCCAGCAGUCUCCUUUCGGAGGCGGAGGUUGGCACGGAGGCCGGGCUACAUGAGAAGCGCGGCUGGGCCAGGGAUCGGGUUCCUCUCCUCAGCAGUGGGCACACCAUGCCAGGCCCCAGGAAGCCUGAGCAGUGAAGAGUCCAGGGCUGGACAGUGCAGCCUUGACUUGAGCAGCUGGCAAGGCCCAGGGGUGGGGAGCCCUGUUCCCAAGGACUUACCAGCCACUACUGUGGUCCUGGUAGACCCCCUAAGCUCGGCCCAGACCUCUGUGAGAAGAACCCCAGUGGGCUUUGGGGUUCAGCUUAGACCUGGCACCGGCCUGCCUGAUAGACAGACCAGGCCAUGUGGCCCCGGGGAUGCUGGGUGUCUGCAAAAGCUUUUAUCCAUGGACACUUCUGAGGCCAGAGCAAUGGGCCUGUGGCCCACAGGAUCUUUGGCCCCAGUGAAGGUGAGUGGCAACAGAUGUAGUCUCAGGAGUGGCCCACAGGGCCCUCCAGGUCCUCCUGGCUCCCAGGACACCUUUACCUCCAGCUUUAGCUUCAUUCAGCUGUCUCUUGAUCCUGGCUCUGCUGGGGAACGUGGAGAAGCAGAAGGUUGCCCACCAUCCAGAGAGGCUGAGUGCUCUCAUCGGAGUUCCCAGGAGAUGGGAGACAAAGCUGCCAGCUCAGAUAGGCCCCACGGGGACCUUCAAUGUCUCUCUCAGACCUUCAGUCUCACAGCUACUCAGGGCUCUGCAGACUCGGCCCAGAUGGCAAUGAGGAGCUCCAAUCCACAGUGCGACACACUUUCUUUCCUGGAUGUGGACGGCUCCUCCUCUUCCUUGGAUUCCUCGUCAACUGGCUGUGGUGGUGACAAGGGCAGCAGCUCCCAGGAUGCCCACGACUGGGACACCCUGCUCAGGGAAUGGGAACCUGUGCUGCACACCUGUCUGCUGAGCCACCACAGGCAGCUGGAGGUUGAUAACAUCCUUAAGAUUAAAGCUUCAAAACUUCAAGAAAAAGCCAUUGAGGAUGGUGAUUAUGGUUCAGCUGAGACGUUGAAACAGAGAUUGGAAGACCUGGAGCAGGAGAGUGACAGCCUGGCCUUGGCACUUCCUUCACAACAGCCAGCCGUCCACAGCUUCCUGGGCCACCUGGCAACUCAGGCCAGGGCUGCCUUGCACCAAGCCACCCAGCUGACUGGCAGUGAUGACACCCCAACCCCACUUGGAGGUGAGGUGAGGCUGCUGGAGCCCACUGCCCAGGACAGCCUGCAAGCGUCCGUCACCAGGUGGGAACGGCUUCUUCAGGAGAAGCAGCUGUUGCAGAAAGAAAUUGAAGCCCUCCAAGCAAAGAUGUCGGUGCUGGAGGCAAAAGACCAGCAGCUGAGGAGGGAGAUGGAGGAGUUUGAGCUGCAACUCCAGUGGCAGAGCUGCAAUCUGAUGCCAUUGAUGGCCCGGCUGUCCCCGGGCCAGCUACAGGAGGCCAGCCAGGCCACACGUGACACCCUGGCCUCAGCCAGGCAGGUACCCUUCUUCGUGGAGCCUCCUGAGACCAUAAAGAGCCUCCAGGAAAGGACAAAGUCCCUUCACCUGUCUGUCAAAGAAAUCACUGUUAAGGUGUGCACGAUGGAGAGACUCUGCAGCAUUUUGAGAAGGAGACUUAGUGACCUUGAAACCCGGCUGCCCACCUUGCUUGAAGCCCAAAUGCUCGCAGUAGCAGGAAGCCAUUUCUGCACAGCCAAGGAUCUCGAAGAGGAGAUCAGGUCCCUGACAUCAGAGCGAGAAGGGCUGGAGGCUGUCCUCGGCAGGCUGUCAGCGCUGAGCUCCAGGACCCCCUGGAAGCUGGCAGGCAUUAAGGAGGACUACAGCAGGCUGAAGCGGGAGCUGCGGCUCCGGGAGGCUGCCCACCAAGCAAGUGUGAAGGAAAACACAGCAAAGUACAUGGAAGAGCUUGAGGCCAGGCUGAGCAGCUCCCAGUGCCCACUGCUUGGGAAGGUGUGGGAAGCAGACUUGGAGGCUUGUGGUCUGCUGAUGCAGAGUCUGCAGCUCCAGGAGGCGAGGGUCAGCUUGUGUGCAGAAGACGAGGCGCAGACGGACGGAGCAGGGACAGCUGCCUGGAUGGCCCCAGCCGUGCUCCCCAGGCCCCACUGUGAAGACGAUGGGAAGACCCCCUGCCAGGCAUUCCAUGAGUGCAGGGCUUGCCUGGCCCCUUCCCUGUGCUGUGCUGGCAGUGAACAGAAAGAGGAAUCUUGUGUCCUUUUUGCAGACCUUGGAGAGAAGUGCAAAGCCAUAGGUGCCAAGCUGCAGCACUUAGAAGGUCAGCUUCACGCAGCGAUCCACAGCCAGGACGAAGACCUCAUUCGGUGUCUCAAGGGGGAACUGAAGAUGGUGAAGGAGACUCUGCAGUCCAUGACCCUGCAGCUCCAGCCAGCAAAGGAGGCAGAAGAAGGAGAGGCUGUGGCCUUCCACCCAACAGCUGGUGCCCAGGAAGCACCAGCUUGAGGCGUGGGGGCUGGAGAAGGAGGUGGGCCGCCUGUCAUCAAUAGGGACCCUGGCGCUCUCUGCUCUCCCUUGCAUCACCCAUGUGGCUGACUCAAUUAUGAAGACACAGAGCCUUACCGUCUUGUUAUAGGGCUGAGUGGUUCAAGAACACACUAGUCCAGAAGAUCCCAAGUUCUUGUGUCACCUGAACAGAGACCUGGACAGAGACAAAUUGCAAAACAGUAGCAAAACUUUAUUGAAAGAAAAGGAAAGAAAGAGGAAGAGGAAACACCACGAGGGAAGUGGUGGCUCUGCCAGGUGGCAUGGAAACCUUGGUUUCUUUGUUUCAGCCAAUUUGUAAAUUGUAAGGUGGGAAAAACCUUAGGGAGGGGCGAGGGUGGCUGGCAGGUUUAAUUAACACAGCGUUGUCACAUAACAAGGGGCGUCUGCUCGUGUGCUUGUGCUAAUUUUUGACCUUUAAUUGUAUGUAUGAGAUGUGAGCAAUGUUCAUGAGGUUUAAGAAGAAAACUUUGCCUGAGAGGUCAGAUUGGGGCAGGUCCACCUUUCACCAGACAGACCUGGCUCAGACACCCAUUUGGACACUAUCUUGCAAAGAUAUUUACAACUUCCAGGGUUUUUACAACUUAGAGAGGAUUUAUUGCUCUAGAUAUGGCUCAGGGUGGCGCUGGGGGGGUAGGAUAUCUGUUUGUUUAAGAGAAGGGAAUCCCAGAGUUAUUUUUUGUGGUUGUUGCUAGCCUGCCUCAGUUUCCCAGUGGCAAUGUGGCCCACUCAUUCUCAUGAACUGAGUGAGCUGGGAUGUUGGAGCCUCCCCUCCAACAUCACUGACUCCCCUCAGCAAUUCACUGACUUCUUCCUAAAGGUCACUGAGGUUCCUUGUCAUGUCACUGGGGAAUCCUGCAUAGGAUUCCAGUCUUUUCACCUCAGCUUCCCCCAGAAGAACUUUGGGGUGAAUGCCUAGCAGAAUUUCCCAGAACCAUUCAGUUUCUGCUGCAGCUGAAAUA
This is a messenger RNA of Castor canadensis (American beaver), 3682 nucleotides long. NCBI's taxonomy places the organism in Eukaryota, Metazoa, Chordata, Mammalia, Rodentia, Castoridae. The record is from RefSeq and is a predicted model, not a curated record.